Ostrea edulis (European flat oyster) is the source of this 5334-nucleotide messenger RNA. RefSeq names its product serine/threonine-protein kinase 33-like. Gene Ontology annotation, biological process: protein phosphorylation. The transcript is spliced from 12 exons. Lineage: Eukaryota; Metazoa; Mollusca; Bivalvia; Ostreida; Ostreidae. Gene Ontology annotation, molecular function: ATP binding; protein kinase activity. Bases 283 to 1530 code for a protein of 415 amino acids. The record is from RefSeq and is a predicted model, not a curated record.
ACAUCCUGUUCCUGUGGCGCAGACGAAGGUGCGUAUUUGUCCUAACAGCAAAACAGCGGCUAUGGAGACAUGCACCUCAAGAUAAGCCAAAAUAUUUUGUUUAGUAUGGAGCUUUUUGUGUCACAAAAUUCAAAAUAAUGACAGUACCUGAAAGUCACCAGUUAGACAAUCUGCCACAUAUAUGUGAUAAUUUAACUGUAGAUCUUGAAAAGUGUUUAUACUUCAGACUUGACUGCUUGUGCAACUUUUUGGAGUGAUAUAACUAAAUGACUGUCCUUGAAAAUGAGUCGCAAAGGCAGUGCAGAUCUGAGAACCAUCCCCCACACUCGUAUAAAUGAUGAGAGCUGGAUAUGGGAAAACUACGAACCAGGAGAGAAAAUUGGACAGGGCACAUUUGGGAAAGUGUUCAAAGUCAAACACAAAGAGACGGGAAAGUACUGGGCCAUCAAGGUCAUCAAUAAAGAAAAGGCGGGUGGACCAGUGAUCAAGUUGCUGGAGAGAGAAGUGGGAAUUCUGAAACGUGUUCAACAUGAACAUAUCAUCAGCCUCAAUGAAGUGUUUGAAACUGCCAAGAAAAUGUACUUGGUGAUGGAGCUGUGUGAGGGAGGGGAGCUAGCUGAUGCAGUGAAGACCAGGGAACGGAUCAGUGAGGAGGAAUGCAAGAUCAUCAUGACAAGACUCGCGAACGCCAUCUCCUACCUCCAUAAAAACGACAUAGUUCAUAGAGAUUUGAAAUUGGAGAACAUCCUGCUGGCUUUGAAUCCAGAAAACACUGAUGAUAAACUUUAUAUCAAGGUGACAGACUUUGGACUCUCAGUGGUGAAAGGGGGUACCGGUCACGAUAACAUGAUGCAGGACUUUUGUGGGACUCCUAUAUAUAUGUCCCCAGAAAUUAUAGACAACAAAACGUAUAGCCAAAAUUGUGAUGUUUGGGCAAUGGGUGUUAUAUUAUAUAUCAUGUUAAGUGGAAGCCCACCUUUUAAAUCAAAAGAUGAAGACUCGUUAUACGAUCUAAUAAAGAAAGGAGAGCUGGAUUACAGUGAUGAGAUUUGGACCACCAUCAGUGAUAGUGCUAAAUCUUUACUGGAGAAAAUGAUGAGGGUUGACCCGGCUCACAGACUGACAGCCACAGAAAUGUUACAUCACCCGUGGAUUACGGGAAAUGAUCAAGAGUCGACCAAUGUGUUGGAGCUGAUGAGGAUGUUCCACCAGGAGCAGAGUCAGAAGACGGAGGACAGUGCAAUAAACGGGGACCUCAGUGAGCUCAAUAUGGAGGACUCGGAGAGCAACGCCGUGAAGAAUGGAAAUGCAAGAAAGGGAUCAGGAGGAGUUAAAAAGCCUGGUUCAGGAGGCAGAUCAGGGCCUUCAACUUCAAGACAAAGUAGUCAGAGUAACUCUCAUUCCAAACCUUCAACAUCCACACCUUCCAAAAUAAGUGCCAAAACACACACCCCUACAAACAAUAGACUGUCAGUUAACCACAGGGCCACGCCCACUCCAUCAGGAAAGGGGCGGGGCACCCGGAAAUGACCAGUAUUAUGAAGAUAUAUAAGCCAUGAGCAGAGUGCCAGUGAAUGUCGACAUGUGUUUCUCAGAAUUUAAACUGUGGCCUGGUGAGAAAGAGAAUGUUGACAUAUGUAACUCCACAACAUCCUGUUUAUCCUGCUACGACAUUCUUGUUUCCUGUGGGCCGAGAGAACAAUGUAGACAGCUCUGAGAAACUGUUGUAGAGUUUAUUUUUUUUUUGUAUUGUUAUUCGAAACUUUGGAAAUAAUGCGAUACUGCUUGAUUAGUAGUAUUUUGAGUUUAAAGGCCACUGCUGAUUGUGAAUUCCGUCCAACUGUCUGCCUUGUUUAUUUUAUUUUUUACCCCAGUAUUAUGUAGAUGCUGUCCUUGUAUAUUUUAUUGCAUGUUAAGAUCCAUGAAUUUAUAGGGCAUUUUCAAGACACUUUAAAAGUGCUAGGAUCCCAUUUAGUUACACAAAUGAUAUUUAGGUUACUAAAAUUAAAUUUAGAUGUGAACUUGAGAAUACUAAUUAUUAAUGUGAACUGCAUUUUCAAUCAAGGCCCUUGAGAAAUAUGCAAGAAUGUAUUACAAAAAAAAAAAACAACCAAUUUCAGGGAUCUUUGAAUAUACUUUGAUGUGUCAUCAUAAAUGAUAUGUUUGUUACCUUCUUUGUAACAUGGAUGUGUGUGUAAACAAAGAAACUUAAAUAACAACUUUCAGUUCCAUUUUAUAGAUAAAUUUAUAUUAAUUACUAUUUUAAGUUACAUUGCGCACCUGGUGGACAUGCAACAAAUUCUGAAAUGAUGAUGUUGUAAAUGCUUUUGUAUCUCGACAUGCAAAAGCAUAUUACAUGUUCGGGCUUGCUACACUAUCAUUACUUACAGCCUGUCUUUGAUGGGUUUUUUAGGAGGUGGGGGGUAUAUACAAGUGCUAAAUAUGAGAAAAGGGUUGAAUUUUUUUUUUUCAACAAAAAGUAUUUAAAUAUAUGGUAGUGGGGGCCUUGAAGUUUGAAUCUUAAGAUGUUAUUAGAUUUCAAAAUGUUCUGUAAAAAGUGGAUCUCUUGGAAAUGAACAUAUACAUGUAUGUUGUUUUUUUGUUGUUUUUUUUAUAGAAGAGUACAAUAUAUUAAAGUGCCUAUUGAAUUCUGCUUCUUUUUAUCUCUGUAUUAAUUGAUUUAUGUAUUAAUGAAUGAAGUAGUGACUUUUAUUUCAAAUAUUGCAAUUUUUAGAGAGAAAGUAUUUUAUAAAGAAUAUUUAAAAAAAAAACUUGCAUAGGAUUGCCUUCUAAGUGACUGUGUGUUGCAUUAACACUUAUGUCUUACAUAAAUCUACCUUCUGAUACAUCCCAGUAAAGACCUGUCUGGUUUUUGUGCCAAACAUAUCACACCAGGGUGUUUUAAUAUUCUUCAGUUCAUUUGGAGUGUGUUGUUUGUGUGUGUGUGUGAAAACCACUCUCUUCCCCUUAUGUAUUCUGUGUGUGCGUGCCUUUUUUUAAAUUUCUUUAUUGUAAAUAUCCUUGUUAAUGUAUUGUCUUGCCAUUCUUUUUUUAGUUUGUGAUGUUUAUUAUUUGUGUGUGUUUAUCAAGCAGAUGUGAAAAAUGUACUUGUAUACAUUCCACUCUGUUUCACUUUAAUUUCAUUUUUGAAAUAUUUUACAGUGUGCAUUAUUGAGAAUUUAAACUCACCGUAUAUAAUUUUGUUCAAUUCGGGUAGAAUUUUUCUCGUCAUGGAUACAUCCUGUUUCUGCAUUUCAUUUUUCGGAUUAUUGUCAACUUAUGCGGGAAUAUAUCUACAGUGUACUUAAAUUAUAACAUUUGUAUUUUGAUUUUUAUCAAAAUUUGAAUGUCUUUUGUUGAUGACAAUUUUUGUAUUUUUACACAUAUUGCCUACAAAGUGACUGAUUUGAAGCCAGAUUCACUUGAAACUGUUGAAACUCUGCCUUCUGUUGUCUACAGCUGUUGAUGGUCUGGAGAUAUAUUGUGUGUAGUAAGUUGAAGAACAUAUCAUUUAUGUUUGUUUUGACAUUUUUGUGCGAUAAAUUUGCUCAUUAUCUGAAGGGGAUGAAACGCUUGAUGAAGUAUGAAUGCAUUAAAUUUACAGGCCCUCUAGAUUGAGUGUAGCACCACUAUGUGGGAGAACAUCGAACAGAAACAAGCCUUAGUUUACAUUGCUAUGCUCUUCAUAUACUCUGGUUUUGCUAUCUUUUAUGGGCAUGAAUGUCACGGUAUUGCAAAUAAAGUAACUUAGUUUUGUGGGUACAUAAUUUAGAGGACAACUUCAUUGCUUUUUUCCCCUCAUAGAAUAAAAAGAAAAACAACACAAAAAAACAAGAAAGUACAUAUAACUAAAUUAUUUGAGUUUAAGAAAAUUUUAGUGUUUGAUGAAUAAUGAUAAAAACCUCUGUGCACCUUGUUGUCUUGGCCAGGUAAAACAAUUUGCUGUGAAGCGACAUUGCUCAUUCUUUGCACAUUUCUCUAGCGUGUUUGUCAAACACUUGAUAUUAUAGCGUCAUGAUAUCCAGUACAUACACUCAGUUACACACCAUACAUGUAUAUGUAUGGCCCUUAUAUAUGAUUCAUGUUUUAUAAAGUCGGUGUCAGUUUUCUUUCUCUGCAGAUUCAAAUUAUAUCUUUUUUUUUUAAAUAUUUGGUUUCCAAGCUUCUUCAGUGUAGUUCAUACUCUGUGACAUGUUCGGAUGUCAUUUGUUCCUUGAAUUCUUGUUUCUGGUGUUUAUUUGUUACAUGCAUAUUGCUUAGAUAUGAAAAAAAAAAUUGCACUCUUCUUUCAAAAUGAAAGAAGCAAUCACAGCAUCUUGAUGUUUGGGAAAUGGAAAUGUGUAGAUAACCUGUGUAUAAACAUGACAUACAAUUAUACUUGUCGACCUGUGAAAUACAUCCACAUUUAUUUUCUUAGGAGGAAUACAUCUAACACAUCAUCAUAUUCCCUGACGUCCUUUAAAACCUGGAAGAAAAUAUCCCCAGUAUUUGUGUAUUCAUUUCAAAUUUUAAUUUCCUCACUGGGUAGCUGAUGUUUGGAUUAAGUAGGGGUUUUUAAUUUUUUUUUUUUUUUAAUUUCAAAUUACUAUUUUCUGCUUACACUGCAUAUUUUUAUUUAAAAAGUUUUCAAUUUUAUAAUGUUAAUGUACAUAUCCGCCUCUUCUCAUCCUAAAAGAUUUCUGUAGUGUGUUAUUCCUCCUGCAGACAAGGAAUGGCAUGUACAUCAGCAGUCCUUUGUUUAUUUUCAAAGUCUCCCAAAGUGUUGCUACACAAAUAUCAGUAUGAGCAAGAUUUGUUUUUCCAGUUGUUUUUUUUUUUUUUAAUUCGGUAUAACAUGGCUUUUGUAGACUCUCCUUUGUCAAGGUUUAAGUUGUAUUUUUGGUUUAUGCUAGGCAGAAUUGCGAGAUUAGAUUUGAAUAGCAGUUUAAACUGAUUAUAAUGUUAGUAUUUGUAGAUAAUUUAUAAUUUGCAAUCUUUUAAUCUUCUGUUUAUGCACUUAAGAAAAGAACUGUUAGAUAUUCAUAUAGAAUCAAAAUUUGUCAAGGUAGAAUAUCUUUAUUGUGUUCAUAUGUAAAUUUCGUGUGAAACGGUGAUCAGGCAGGGUCACAUUAUGUAAAUUUAGUGUGAAACAGUGAUCAAGCAGGGGUCACAUUAUGUAAAUUUAGUGUGAAACGGUGACCAAGCAGGGGUCACAUUAUGUAAAUUUAGUGUGAAACGGUGACCAAGCAGGGGUCACAUUCUUGUUAGAAUUUUUCAUCCAUUGUGUUUUGGGGGAUUUCAGUUAUUUUAUUUUAUUUGAAAAGGGAAGAAUCAAAUAAAAUGAUAAUUAGAGGA